Molecule: messenger RNA, 1975 nt
Organism: Budorcas taxicolor (takin)
Lineage: Eukaryota; Metazoa; Chordata; Mammalia; Artiodactyla; Bovidae
Gene: IER2
Product: immediate early response 2
Exons: 2
Coding region: 115-1014 (299 amino acids)
Source: RefSeq, a predicted model, not a curated record
CAGCAGUGUCCCAGUUCUAUCUGACUGGGUUCGACCCAAGAGCUCCGAAUCCAUCGGUUCGAGACCCAGCCCCUCGGAUUUUUGCUGCGCAACCUCACUUUUCCCUUCCGAGCAAUGAGUCUCUCGGCGAGGCGUCGCGGAAAGCCCGGAUGCGGCUCUCUGAUUGGGCGGGGCGUCUCAGUGACUUCACUCCUGGUACAAAAGGGCCCGGGUGGCGGGCGCCCGGGCAGAGCGUCCUGGCAGUGUCUCCGCGUGGCUUGUCCUGCUGAGAGUGGCGUGAACGAGCGCGUUGUCCGAAGUGCACCUGCCACCUGCCGUUUCCCUCGCCCUCGCCCUCGAGCAGCUAUGGAAGUGCAGAAGGAGGCGCAACGGAUCAUGACCCUGUCGGUGUGGAAGAUGUACCAUUCACGCAUGCAGCGCGGUGGCUUGCGGCUGCACCGGAGCCUGCAGCUGUCGCUGGUCAUGCGCAGCGCCCGGGAGCUCUACCUCUCGGCCAAGGUGGAAGCCCAGGAACCCGAGGUGCCCUUGCCGCCUGUCCGCUCCCCUGAUCCUCGCCUGCACCCGCCUCGGGAAGCGGAAGCCACAGCCAAGGCAGCGACCGGCAACGGUGAGCAGCCCUCUCCGGAACCCAUGGACACCCAGGAGGCACCGAGAGCCAAGGAGAGCCCUGCUUGCUGUGUCCAGCUCCCCGCCAAAAUCAGCCGCAAGCGGCGGAGCAGCAGCCUUAGCGAUGGUGCGGACGCCGCUCUGGUCCCGAGCAAGAAAGCCCGCUUAGAAGAAGAGGAGGAAGGGGCGUCUUCGGAGGUCCUUGAUCGCCUGCAGCCCGCUCCGGCGCAAGCGGAGGGCGCCUUCCCCAACCUGGCGCGCGUCCUGCAGAGGCGCUUCUCCGGCCUCCUGAACUGCAGUCCUGUUGCCAGCCCUCCGACGGCGUCCCCGGCGUGCGAGGCGAAGCCGGCUUGCCGCCCGGCCGACAACAUGCUCAACGUCCUGGUGCGGGCCGUGGUGGCCUUCUGAGGGUUCCAGGGCGGCGCUACCGGAGCCCAGAGCGCCGAACCGUCGGCCAGAGUACGCAGACCCGAGGCGAGGCCCACCCCCGGGGGAGCGCUCGCGGAAGCCGUGGAGAGGAGCCGUCGCCCGGGCUGCCCAGAGGCCCCGAGAGGGACUCUGCCCCCGGGGAGCCGUCGCUACCUGUGUGCAGCGGCGACGCCGAGGAGCCCGAGCCGGAGGCGCGGGCGCCUUCCCCCCAGACCUGCUGUUCCCAUCGGUGCUGUUUUAACGGACUGGGAGGUGAACCUCACCGACUCCUUCUGGAACUGGGAGAAGGGAGGCUUGGUUCUUGAAACUCCUCAGGGUUGGACUUUUUUUUUUAACUGGGGGCUAUGCUGCCCUUUCAAUAAGGUAUUUUUCAAUCGUUGGUGUUUGCGUUUCUAACUCCAGAGAAUUCCAGGCACUCCCCUUCCCCCUCCAGUGACAUACUUGUGCAAGCGGUCAUCGUUGCGUCAUGGGGCAGACGUGGGGAGCUUCCUGCUGUCGUGCGUGGGUGGGGGCCGGGAGGAGGACCUGGGGUGUGGACCGCCCUGGGGAAUGGGAGGAGGGCGGCCUGAGUCGCUGCGCCUUCCUGCGGGUUAUUGCCCGAAGCCCCUACGCCUCCGGAGGUAGAGGGCUGAUCUAAUUCCAUUUAAAAAUUUUUUUCUCAAGUGGUGCGUUAGAGGUGGUAAUAUUGUUCACCGUCUCAAGCUUGACCCACAGAAACGAUCAACCCGGACGUUCCUGGUCUGAAUCACAAAAAUGCGGGGAGCGCUGUAGGGCUGAGCUGGGAUCAGUGGCGGGCGAGACUGGCCAGUUUGGGGGAGGCGGGAGAUUCUCUCUCGCCAGGGCAUUUUGGGUUUUUGUUUGCCUUUACUGGUGGAUUCUGGUAACUCCCUCUAUCUGGCCUUUUUGCUAGAAUCGCCAGAUAGGAAAAUAAAGAUCAAUU